Molecule: messenger RNA, 1131 nt
Organism: Trypanosoma cruzi
Lineage: Eukaryota; Euglenozoa; Kinetoplastea; Trypanosomatida; Trypanosomatidae
Product: actin, putative
Exons: 1
Coding region: 1-1131 (376 amino acids)
Source: RefSeq, a predicted model, not a curated record
AUGUCUGACGAAGAACAGUCCGCUAUUGUCUGUGACAACGGCUCUGGCAUGGUGAAGGCCGGCUUCUCCGGCGAUGAUGCGCCGCGCCAUGUGUUUCCAUCCAUUGUUGGCCGACCAAAGAACGAGCAAGCGAUGAUGGGAAGCGCCAGCAAGAAGCUUUUUGUUGGCGACGAGGCUCAAGCAAAGCGUGGCGUGCUUUCGCUCAAGUAUCCUAUCGAACACGGUAUCGUCACCAACUGGGAUGACAUGGAGAAGAUCUGGCAUCACACCUUCUACAAUGAGCUGCGCGUCAACCCGGAGUCACACAGCGUCCUACUAACAGAAGCCCCUAUGAACCCCAAGCAAAAUCGUGAGAAGAUGACACAGAUCAUGUUUGAGACCUUUGGUGUCCCCGCCAUGUACGUUGGCAUUCAGGCAGUGCUCUCACUCUACUCGUCCGGACGAACCACCGGUAUCGUUCUUGAUGCUGGUGAUGGCGUGACCCACACCGUCCCUAUUUACGAGGGAUACUCUCUCCCACAUGCCAUUCGCCGUAUGGACAUGGCUGGCCGGGACCUCACGGAAUAUCUGAUGAAGCUUCUGAUGGAGAGUGGGAUGACGUUCACUACGUCUGCCGAGAAGGAGAUUGUUCGGAAUGUGAAGGAACAACUGUGCUAUGUUGCUUUGGACUUUGAUGAAGAGGUGACGAACAGUGCCAAAACUGUUAACGAGGAGCCGUUUGAGCUCCCAGAUGGCACAAUCAUGCAGGUGGGUAACCAGCGCUUCCGCUGCCCCGAGGCGCUUUUCAAGCCCAUGUUGAUUGGCCUCGAUGAAGCCCCCGGGUUCCAUGAGAUGACCUUCCAGUCCAUCAACAAAUGCGAUAUUGACGUGCGUCGCGACCUGUACGGGAAUAUUGUGCUCUCUGGCGGCACCACAAUGUUCAAGAAUCUUCCAGAGCGUCUUGGAAAGGAGAUCAGUAACCUUGCACCUUCUUCAAUUAAGCCGAAGGUUGUUGCGCCACCGGAGCGGAAGUACAGUGUAUGGAUUGGAGGCUCCAUCCUUUCAUCCCUUACGACAUUCCAGACAAUGUGGAUCAAGAAGAGUGAGUAUGACGAGGCAGGCCCAAGCAUUGUGCACAACAAAUGCUUUUAG